AUGGGAGGAGCGGUGCCAGAAUUAUACGGAGGAGACAUGCUAAAAGAGUUGGAGAAUCGGUUAAAGGCAAGCCUAGGUUUAUUAGAGAAUCCACCUCGACAAGCACCACCACCACCAUCAUCACUCACACAACGUAACACGCCUCUUCCGCCACCAUUACCGUCUGAUAUGGAUGAUGACGUGCUGAUGGACGAUGAGCUUUUUGAUGAUGAUAUUGAUUAUGCUGAACUAGAGCGUAUGGAAGCUGACCCGAUCGAGCAAUUUGACUCUACCAUAGAUGAUAUGUCGCUGGAUAAGGAUGACGACUUCUUUGAUGACCUUGAUCAAUUGUCAUUAAAUAAUAACAAUCUCUUGAGGAGUGUGCCUUCUAAUAACGAAUUUGAUUAUGACGAAAUAACACUGGCAGAAGAGAAUAUUGUAUCAAGCAUACAGCAAGACACUGCUCAACCAUCUUCUUCAGCUAGAACAAUCAAUAACACAUCAUCCAUAUCCUUGUCUAAGAAAACACACGCCACUUUAGACGACAGUCAUCCACCUAAAAAGCGAAUCAACUUGGGAAAGAAAACCGAGACAACCUCUUCGAUGACAUUAUCAAAACAUACCGUCGAUUUGACAGUGGAUGAUGAUGAAGACAUUCAUCCCGAGCGAUCAACACAGGCUGAAUUGGAAAGCGUGUCUUGGAUUGAUGAAAGUGUCUGGAACGAUCUAAACGAGGCGGCUAGGGAAUCAAAUAACGGUAAUGAAGGCAUCUUUGUGGAUGAUCAAGGCAAAACACAUAUCACAUUUGCUAAGCUUCAAGAGACACUAAAAUUGAUGGAAAGUGAUAAUUACAGCAGUUAUUUACCAGACGUGGUCAUUGUACGAGCCAAAUGCGUGCAGUUUGGAAAGCUGGUUACUUCUAAUCGACUGUAUUCUUUGGUUUUAUAUUUUGAUGAUCCAGAUCAGCAAACAGGUCAUCCUGUUCAGGUCGUAUUUAGUAACGAUGCUCUAACAAAAUUGUUAAAUGCCAGAAGACAAGACGUGGUUAAUGUAAAUGCUUCUGGUGGCCAGAAAGCGGUUUUACGUCAGAUAUUUAAACCAUUUGAUAAAAAAGUAAGAAAUGCUAUAGCCGAUAUCGAGAUAGACUUGUCUAUCACACAAAAAUCGAAUGAUGCAAAUACCGGUGCAAGUCUUAUGCCAAUGGGCAUUGGCUACACUGGUGUAUCAAGGUAA
Rhizopus microsporus ATCC 52813 is the source of this 1212-nucleotide messenger RNA. RefSeq lists its product as uncharacterized. The record is from RefSeq and is a predicted model, not a curated record. Lineage: Eukaryota; Fungi; Mucoromycota; Mucoromycetes; Mucorales; Rhizopodaceae. Bases 1 to 1212 code for a protein of 403 amino acids. The transcript has 3 exons.